This is a messenger RNA of Scheffersomyces amazonensis, 2208 nucleotides long. RefSeq names its product rRNA-processing protein (gene MPP10). The coding region runs from base 166 to 2106 and encodes 646 amino acids. Gene Ontology annotation, cellular component: small-subunit processome; sno(s)RNA-containing ribonucleoprotein complex; Mpp10 complex. Gene Ontology annotation, biological process: rRNA processing. The record is from RefSeq and is a predicted model, not a curated record. Lineage: Eukaryota; Fungi; Ascomycota; Pichiomycetes; Serinales; Debaryomycetaceae. The transcript has a single exon.
UAGCCAUCUUUAAAUUUUCAGUUUUUUUGGUCUUGUGCAGGAACUUUUCAACCAUCUCUGCUCAUAAAAAAAAUUAUAUACCAAGCAUCUCACUAUGUGACAGUAUCAAAAUUGAAUCGAAUUCACAUCGUAUUAUAUAGUUCAGCUCCUAGAUAUUACUCAAGUAUGUCUGAAGAUAUAGUGGAGAGAUUACAUCGGAAUCCUACCGAAAUUUUCGGAUUCCAAAAAGAAUCUGGAACAGAUAAUUCAUUUAAUCAACUACUCAAAUCCUUGUUGGAUCCAAUAUCAAAUAAGUAUUCUAUCUUAGAUGAGAUUUACAUAGAUGGAUUGGACUCUAAUCAAGUUUAUGGACAAGCCAAGAUUGUCUUAGAUGGAGUAGGUGAAAAGUUGUUAAAUACUGAUAUUCCUGAAUUAAAGGAGAAAUAUAUUGCUGAUGAAGAAGAGGAAGAUGAAGAGGAAGAGGAAGAUGAUGAAGAUGAAAAUGAAGACGAAGAUGCUGAAGAAGAAGACGAAGAUGCAGAAGAAGAAGACGAAGAUGCAAACGAAGAAGAACAAGGAGAUGAACUUGAAGUUGAUUAUGAAGAAGAGCUCGGAUCUCUUGAAAAUGGCAUAGAAGAUGAGGAUGAUGAAGAAGAUGAAGAUGACGUAGACGCAAGAACAUUAAAUGAAGAGGAAGAAGUUUCAGAUGCUGAAACAAACAUUCCUUCAGAUGAAGAAAAUCAAGACGUAGACGAUUUUAAAAAGGAUUCAUUUGGUUUAAAUGACGGAUUUUUCGAUAUAGAUGAAUAUAACAAACAAGUCUUGGCUCUAGACGAGCAAGUAAAUAACCCUGAUCAAAAUAACGAUGAAGAAGAAAUCGACUACUUUGCUAACUUAAGUGGUGAGGAUGAUGAAGAUGAGGAAGUCGAUUAUUAUGAUGAUUUUUAUGAUAAACCUGGUACCAGUGUAAAGACUAAAUCUCAGAAAGGUAAGAAGAAAAAGGAAGAAGAAGACUUUGAUGGUGAAUUCAGUGAAUCUGAAUAUGAUAAUGCUAUGGGUAAUGCCAUGUUAGAUCUAUUUGAAGAUGAAGAUGAACCUGAAGUAAUAGACAGUCAAGGAAAAUCAUCUGAAAACUUGUCAUCAUAUGAAAAACAACAAUUAAAAUUACAAGAAGAAAUAGCGAAGUUGGAAGCUGAAUUGGUAGCUGAUAAGAAAUGGACCAUGAAGGGUGAAAUCAGUGCUAAAGAUAGACCCCAAGACUCCUUAUUGGAUGAUCCAGCUUCUACUGAUUUACAAUUCGAUCGUACUUCCAAGCCAGUUCCAAUAAUAACAGAUGAAGUUACUGAAACUAUCGAGGACUUAAUCAGAAGAAAAGUUAAGAAUGAAGAAUUCGACGAUUUACCUAGAAGAUUAAUUUCCGAUGUAGCCAAAUACAAUCAAGCUAAAAGAGAUAAGUAUGAAUUGUCUGAACAAAAAUCAUCCAAAUCAUUAUCUGAAUUAUAUGAAGAUGAAUAUCAUAAUGCUGGUACUUCUGGUACUUCUGGAGAAUCUCAAGUAAGUGAUGAAGUUAAAAAGCAGCAUGAUGAAAUCAGUGAAUUAUUCACAAAGGUUACUCAUAAAUUAGAUGCAUUAAGUUCAGCUCAUUUUGUUCCAAAACCUCAUCAAUUUAAAACUAUUGAAAUCAAAGUCACUGACACUAUCAAUAUGGAAGAUGCUCAACCAUUAAAUGUAACAUCUGAAUCACAACUUGCUCCUCAAGAAGUCUACAAGAUCGGAGAUGAUAAGAAAAAGGAUGACCAAAAAGUAUUAUUAAAAUCAGGGUUAUCAUAUUCGAAGGAAGAAUUAUCAAGAGAUGAAAAGCAAAGGUUGAGAAGAGCUUCCAAGAGAAAGAGAUCUAAAGAAUACAAAGAAAGACAAGAAAGAAUUGAAGCUAGAGAAGCUGCUGAUGCUGCUAAGAGUCGUGAUACUGGUAAACCAAACAAACGUCAAAAAGUCAGUUCUGUUGUUGAUACUUUGGCAAAAGCCAAGAAUAUUACUGUUAUCGAUAAGAAGGGUGAAUUACGUGAUGUUAAGGGUAAACUUAAAAAUAAUGGAGGUGCACAAGAUUCUAACUCAUUUAAAUUGUAGUUGAAUCAGAUAAUAAUCAUAUAUGCAUAUAUAGAAAUACUACUAUUGUAAAAUAUACUUAAAAAUGUGUUUUGCUUUUUGCAGAGCACAAAGAAAUUGAAU